Hordeum vulgare subsp. vulgare (domesticated barley) is the source of this 1079-nucleotide messenger RNA. Its product is annotated as WAT1-related protein At5g64700-like. Gene Ontology annotation, molecular function: transmembrane transporter activity. The transcript is spliced from 4 exons. Bases 144 to 1079 code for a protein of 311 amino acids. NCBI's taxonomy places the organism in Eukaryota, Viridiplantae, Streptophyta, Magnoliopsida, Poales, Poaceae. Gene Ontology annotation, cellular component: plasma membrane. The record is from RefSeq and is a predicted model, not a curated record.
UCUGUCAUACAAGUAUACAUUAUAAGUACUAUCUUCACCUUUCUGCAAGUGAAACACACAUACACACAUUACACCACAUCAGAGUAGUCGUGUCUCGUGUGCGCGCACUACUCCAUUGACAUCGCCCAUCGUCUGGCGGCGCCAUGGUCGGCGGGGGCAAGAAGUCAUACGUGGUCGCUGUGGCCAUCCAGGCCCUCUACGCUGGCCUUUUCAUCAUCUCUAAAGCCGCCUUCGACAGCGGCAUCAACACCUAUGUCUUCAUCUUCUACCGCCUCACCGCCGCCACUGCACUCCUCCUCCCAACCGCGCUUAUCAACAACACCUGCCGCCGGAGCAGAUCAACAGCCUCAACACCACCACCAGCUAUGUCAUGCCGGCUGCUCCUCAAGCUCUUCCUAUGCGCCUUACUUGGGAACACAUUCACCCUGAACGUGUACAACGUGAGCCUGAAGCAGACCUCGGCGACGGUGGGGACAGCAGCCAGCAACUCCAUGCCGGUCAUCACCUUUCUCCUCGCGCUGGUUCUAAAGAUGGAGACAAUCAAACUCCGGAGCCGAUCUGGUUUAGGCAAGCUCGUAGGUAUCAUGAUCUGCCUCGCUGGAGUGCUUGUCAUCGCCUUCUACAUUGGCCCGUCCAUACACCCGCUCGCCCACCAUCCGGUCUUCGCUCACAAGCUGCAGAGAAUCAACAAUGGAGAGUGGAUCAGAGCCACAUUCCUUCUCAUCCUCGCUUGCACAACCUGGUCUUUCUGGAUAGCCCUGCAGGUUCCAAUACUUAAAGAAUAUCCGAACAAGCUGAUGGCCACGGCGAUGCAAUGCCUGUUCGGCGCACUCCAGUCCUUUGUCGUGGCAGCGGUGGCAGAGAGGGACUUCCAAAAAUGGAAGCUUGGGCUGGACAUUGGCCUCCUUGCGGUCCUCUACUCGGCCUUUUUGGGGACGGGCGCAUUGAUGUACCUACAAGCCUGGUGUGCGGAAAUGAGUGGGCCGGUGUUUGUCGUGAUGUGGAAUCCAUUGGCUUUGGUUUUCACUAUAUUUUGCUCAUUAUUCUUCCUUGGGGAAAUUGUUCAUCUGGGAAGGUAA